UGUAAUCGCUUGCUCGUCCUCUUUGAACGGGAAUCAUUCUUUAUUAGAUUUUUUUUUCGAAACCCGCCAUUUUCCGGAGGAGAUAAAUAAUUGAGGAAAAAAAAAAAAAAUGCGUGUGUCCUACUGCGCAUCCUUGGGAGUGAAUAGGGAAAUAGUGCGCCAGUGUGAGAGAAGUCGUCGAUCAUCCGAGCCGCGCAGCCUCGCCUCCAUUGUUGACCCACGGCCAUAAUCGUCUUCCCCACGCGGGUGACCUUGGUUUUGCAGUGAAGGUAUAUCCAUUCAACCCAGAUUCUCCCCCUUUAUGCUGUCCAACUACCGGUCCUCAAAGCAAGUCAGUCCACAAGAUCCAUCCCCCUCCUAAGGCCCUCCAGGCGGACUCUGUAUGUGCACAGUGUCCGGAACCUUCCCUCUCCCGUCAGAUUAAAUCCUCCCUCACUCUUGACUACCCGUUCUUAUUCCCCUCUCGUCAAACUCAACGCUCACCUGCCCUUAGACUAUUUGAUCAUAAUCCUAAAUCGUCUACAAGUGUUCCGCACCAAAGCUCCCACAUGGCUUCUCCUAAACUGGGUCUGUCAGCCACCACCACCUCCUCGUCCUCGUCGUCCUCCGCCUCCAUAUGUCCUCCACACCCCGGUAGCCCCAGCCGGGUGCCGGAAGGUCCUCCAAGUCCUGUCACCCCCACCCCAAGCCCAGGAGUGUCUUCCGCCUCGGUUGCUCCUACCAGGGCCCAGCUGAGUCUGGCUCUGAUACUAGAAGAGCUGCGGGUGCUUCAGCAGAGGCAGAUCAACCAGAUGCAAAUAACAGAGGAGAUCUGUAGACAGGUACUACGUCUGGGUGGGGCGUCAUACUCAAUAGAUACACCCCCUCAGCAGCUUCUGCCACCACUACCUCAACUGUGUCUGGAGGACAAAAGGUCCAGCAGCCCAACUCCCCAACCGCAUACCACCGAGCCGUCCACCUCUGUAGCUCCUCUCUUGGCGUGCUUCUCCACCCUGCUCCCCUCUCAAGUUGCCAACAAACCUUCAAAGUCCAGCAAUGCCUUGUCUCAAAUCCUGCAACCAUGCAAGCCCCAGCUCGAGGGGACCGGAGGCACUGCAGGGGCUACUAAUUAUCUGAGAGCUAGCAAUCAGUCUUCGGACCCGCCUACCUCCAUUGCGUCUUCUGCCUACCCACUAGCUUUAUCUUUAGCACUACCCAACCACUAUUUUCAGGAGAAAUCUUCAAAUAAUUUGAGUGAACACUGUGGCAAAUCCUACCUAAACGCGUCCCUCUCAUCCGCAUCCCCAAAUGCCCAAUACGCUUUGCAGUCUCUCACCGGAGAGGUCAACUCUUCGUCUACCUCUGCCUCCGGCAGCAGUAGCCGUCUCCAGCAUGUUUGCUGCUUUUGUGGGAAGAUCUUCAGUGGAGACUCAGCCCUGCAGAUACAUCUGCGUUCGCAUACCGGCGAACGGCCCUAUCAGUGCCCGGUGUGCCUCAGUCGCUUCACGACCAGGGGCAACCUGAAGGUGCACUUCUUACGCCACCGGGAGCAAAACCCAGAGCUGUCGCUUUCGCUUCUGCCGCCAUCUUUGUUUGGAGUGGCGUUACGGGCCACGGAUAUGAGUCAGCCUGGUAGCGGCGGUAGCACUAACGCUGCUAUGAACGUGACCGAAAAGAAGGCAAAAAUCCGGCCUGAGGAUGAAAUCUAUGGAAAUGAUUUAGACGUCAGUGGGGGCAAUAGUGGGUUCCCAGUGGGGGCGUCAGGGGGAUCCACUCCUUGUACACUACCUCUGCCUCCAAGUGUGGAUCUGGCCUUGAUUUCACAUUCCUUGCUGCAACUUAAUAGGGCGGCAGCUGUUGCAGCUGCGGUCUCGAUCGCCUCUGGCUCAUCUUACUCAUCCCCCUCCACUUCAGCACCCGCCUCUUCACUGGCCAACUCCCUACUUUCCAUUCCUACUUUAUCUUCAUCGUCUACCAUCUCAGGGUUGUUGAAGGGUGCAAAACAGCAUCACUCUGAUGAAAACACCCCUCCUCAAGCUGCCAUACUAUCUCCUGCAGCGUAUUCCCAGCUGGCACACCUACCCAAGCUCCUUUUCCCAUCCGGUUCGACGACAUCCGUUUCCAGUGCCACACACUCAGCACUCCAUCCAGCCUUGGGAAUGCUACGCACUCCGCUACCAACCAAUUCAGGAUCCCAAGCUUCUACCAGCCUUUCCCACAUCACGUUCCCUUUCUCCCCCUUUCAUAAAGGGCCAGGCCAAGCUGCUACCACUCACUGCUCCGUGCCGUCCUCCACACCUACUUCUGAGACAUCCAAGCUGCAGAGGCUGGUGGAAAAACUAGAAAAGGCGCCUACUCAGUCUACUUCUUUAUGGAAUUCUUCGACAAUGGAGGUGCAGCCAAGCAAUACUAUGACCUCUCCCGCAAGUUCAGCUAACAGUAACUUCUUAAAUACCAGCACGUCUACCACAUAUGUCAUGGCAGCUCCCCCAUCCUCUAAUCUGGUUUCCACAUCUGUUUCAAAGUUUACCCGUCAGAUGGUUGCUGCCCUCGGUAUGGGUGUGAAUAAUGCAAGUGCCAUUGCAGGAGGGUUGUUACCAACCUUGAACAUUGCUCCAGGCAGUAACUUGGCAACCAAUCAAUGUGGUGUGUGUUUCCGGGUCCUGAGCUGCCCCAGGGCGCUGCGCUUGCACCAAGCCACGCACCUUGGGGAACGCCCGUUCCCGUGCAAGUUGUGUGGAAGAUCCUUCUCAACCAAAGGCAGCCUACGCUCGCAUCUGGCGACCCAUCACACUCGGCCGCCCAACGCUCGCGUCCAGAACUCCUGCCCCCUGUGUCAACGUAAAUUCACCAAUGCUCUGGUACUUCAGCAUCACAUUCGUAUGCACCUUGGCGGACAACUGCCCCCAGAAGGUCCCGAAGAUUCUGGCUUUGAGAUGCCGUCCGCACCUGAUGCCAAACCUUUGUUACAACCUGAGAACGCCGCCUCCAGCAAAGCACCUCAACCAGGCAAACCUAGGAGUCUAUCCCCGAGUUCCCAAUUUCAAACCGUAGAGGCCGGCACAUGCCCCAUUUCUGACGCUGAACCCAUUGAAUGUAAUGCAACUCUUAGCAAAUAUGGAUCUUCCAGUCCAGACCCUAAACCCCCUUCCGAUCUCAGCCCUGACGCCUUCAUGAGCACCACUACACAAACUCCACCGCCAGCUACUGACAACGCCCCCGUCCUUUGUGCCAGUGCUCCUGUGCCAGAUGAUUUGGUCCCGGCUGAUAAAGACGACCGAGUUGAGCAAGCCGGGGAUUGUGAGGAAGCCUCCCCAUUUCCUGAUGCGCCCCUCGUCCCCAGAUCGAGUAAUCCGGAUCCACAAAGCACAUCCACCAAUUGUGGCCCCUUUUCCUACGGCACCAUUUCUUCCUUGCCCCCGAAUCAGGAUCUCACUACCGCUGUAGACGCCCAACCGGAACCAAGCUUCGUCCCUUCCAGGGCUCAGUCACCCGAACCAAUGGAAGAAGACAACGAGAAGUUUUGCUCCCCAACCACACCAAAGCAAGACCAAGCUAAAGUCCCGGAGGAAUUCCCCACCACCUCAGAAACCGUGGACAACGUUCAAGGCAGAGACGCACACAAGGCUUCCACUUUUGGCCAGAACUUUAAUUUGGACUCGUUCGAAAGGGACGUACAACUAGAAGGCGUGAAGAUGAUUGGCGGAUGCAAACUAAGUGACGCACCGGACGUCUCUAUCCUGGCCCCGGCCCUACCGUCCCCUAUCGCCCGACCCGAGAAGAAGACCUACUGCUGUGCGGAAUGUGGAAAAGCAUAUGCCAGUCGCAGCGGGCUGAAGGGCCACAUGAAGCACCACGGCGUUGUGACCAAGCCAGCCCGUCCCUCCGCCCGCGCCAGCCGCUCCUGCGCCGAGCCGCCUCCGCCCUCGUCUUCCUUGGCGAUCCCGGCCACCACCAGCUCGGCGGGCUUCUGGAACCAGUACCAGGCCUUCCUCAACAACAGCCCCGGCUCCAACGAGGAGGCCGCUCCCGCCAGCCAGGCGGGGAAGGAGCCCGCCGAGCCCGGCGCGCAGUCCGAGCGGGACGCGGGGCCCCCCGGCGGGGCGGGCUCCUAACUCGGCGUGACAGAGCCCUAACUGCUAGUAACAUGUUGUGACAAGUUGUGAUUCAAAAACCGACGCAAAUGAAAAUGUUGAAGUAAAUAUGUGCGUUAGUGUCACUGUUGUAUGGCCGACAUGUUUUGUUGUUUUUGUUUUUUUACAGAAAGCUCCAAAAACAUCGCUGUGUUAUGAAUAUUUGGUCACGUGGUAGUGAUUUCCGGUGGAACCCGGAAGCGCAGCCACGGUGUUUGUGAACCCGCCGAGGUGCUCUUUUGUGUGGCCUUUGUGAGCAAUGUUGUCGUGCUAAAGUCACACGCUAACUAACCGUGUAACCUUCUUGUCUGUCGUGCGUGUACUUCCAUUGUCCAAAUAUUAAAACACGAGCUGUGGGAAAAUGUGGUUUUUCCUUCUUCUU
Messenger RNA from Entelurus aequoreus (snake pipefish), 4494 nucleotides. It is a transcript of the gene sall2, whose product is annotated as spalt-like transcription factor 2. Gene Ontology annotation, molecular function: RNA polymerase II cis-regulatory region sequence-specific DNA binding; DNA-binding transcription factor activity, RNA polymerase II-specific. Gene Ontology annotation, cellular component: nucleus. NCBI's taxonomy places the organism in Eukaryota, Metazoa, Chordata, Actinopteri, Syngnathiformes, Syngnathidae. The record is from RefSeq and is a predicted model, not a curated record. Gene Ontology annotation, biological process: regulation of transcription by RNA polymerase II. The coding region runs from base 549 to 4094 and encodes 1181 amino acids. The transcript has 3 exons.